Mugil cephalus (flathead mullet) is the source of this 3963-nucleotide messenger RNA. It is a transcript of the gene inpp5ja, whose product is annotated as inositol polyphosphate 5-phosphatase K. Gene Ontology annotation, molecular function: phosphatidylinositol-3,4,5-trisphosphate 5-phosphatase activity; phosphatidylinositol-4,5-bisphosphate 5-phosphatase activity. Gene Ontology annotation, cellular component: ruffle; plasma membrane; cytoplasm. Lineage: Eukaryota; Metazoa; Chordata; Actinopteri; Mugiliformes; Mugilidae. The record is from RefSeq and is a predicted model, not a curated record. Gene Ontology annotation, biological process: negative regulation of peptidyl-serine phosphorylation; phosphatidylinositol dephosphorylation. The transcript has 12 exons. The coding region runs from base 829 to 3186 and encodes 785 amino acids.
AGCCACUGCUAUUUCCGUUUCUUGCAUUGUAGCAUUUGUGUUUGUCAUGUUUUCCAGGUUAUUACAUUUUCUAAUAAUGAAGCUGCCAUUCAAUUCAAACUUGCUGCCUCAUAUAUAUAUAUACACACACACACAUGCUUAUAUAUAUAUUAAAAAGGGACACUUUUAAAGUUGCAUUUUCACUUUCAAAGUGAGUUCAGUGCAAACCCAUCACGCCACCAUUACUCACAGCUCCGUUUUGCAGGUUACUACUGUUACCACAUAAAUGUCUCCGAGAUCCUCAUUUGCAUACCAUGAAUCAUUGAGAGAGGUGUAUAGUUUCUCCGUGGGAGGCCGGAUAAACAAAAUGGAGGGAGGCCUCUGUCCUCCUGCCAUGCCAGGCCUCCUAUUCCUUGUGACCUACAGUGUCUGUUGACAUUGUCUGAUGUGCUCCAUUAUCUGCCGCCGCGUGUCCCGUCUCAUCCUCUCCGGGAUCAGGCGGUGGCGGAAAAGGGAGGCAGCUACACUUUAACAGCGUGAUACCAUCCGAGCAGUCACCAAUAAUCGUUUCUUUGUAUGAGGCCCAGGAGCUAAUUAAAGUUUCUGAGCGUCUAAUCCAGGGCGCAGGCCUAAAGUUAGUACUUUCAGUCCAGCUGUCUACUCAUGUUAACAUCAGUGAUACCUUGGGAGAGUGAUGUGGACUUGUAUUAAUGUGAUGCAUCAUCUCAUCUUUUACUUACUGCAAGCGCGCAUCUUUUUGCACUUUCACCUAAAUGCUAAAUUUCACCUUUUAUACUCCCUGCAUGUUGCACCAUGUUUUAAUCUCAAAUAAUCUUUGUUUUGCAGGUGAUGGAUCGCCAGCCACAGGGUCAAGUUGGUGCAGACCCUUGCGGUCCUAAAGCACAACCCGGACUCGUGACGAUAAUAGGAGCCAGUCCAGGUUUGCCUCAGCAGCUGCCACUCCAGGAUCCACCUCUCGUCAGCCCAUCUGAUGUGCUAAAGAUUCAGUCCGGACUGAGCCCCGUACAGGCUGUGGUUUCACCCACGACAGUGAUUGACCAAAAGCAGUCUGGGUCUGCAGCACUGGCGAGCAUAAGCCGGCCGAGACCAACCGCUCUUCGAACUAAAUCCGCUCCGAAGCCGACCAUGGUCUCAGCGGACCCCUCCAAGGAGAUAGAUUUGAUCCCUAUGUGCAUCCCGGGACCUCAGAGCGCCAGCAUCCUGCCACACUCUCCGACGGAGUCCUCGUUCGCUCCCCACAGUCCUCAGAGUCCCCACAGUCCUCAGCGAUACCUGAACUCCUCUCCCAGCCUGCCCCUGCCUCUGCCUCAGCCCAACCCUCGCUCCAGCCUCAGCCCCAAAAACAGCCUCAGCCCUCAGCCACAGAGGACGCCGUCACCUGGGAGCUCGACGCAGAGCCAGGCCGAGAAGCCGGGAGGAGAAAACAGUGACUUCAGGGUGUACAUCGUCACAUGGAACGUGGGAUCAGCCGUCCCGCCAGAUGACAUCACUUCUCUGUUCGGACCAAAUGUUUCAGAUGGGAAAGUUGACAUGUUUAUCAUCGGACUCCAAGAAGUCAACUCCAUGAUAAACAAGAGGCUGAAGGAUGUUCUUUUCUCAGAUCAGUGGAGCGAACUUUGCAUGGACACGCUCAGUCCUUUUGGAUACGUUUUGGUGGCGUCCCAGCGAAUGCAGGGAGUGCUGCUCCUGGUUUUCUCUAAAUUCUGCCACCUUCCAUUCCUCAGAGGCGUGCAGACGGAGAGCACGCGCACAGGACUUGGGGGAUACUGGGGGAAUAAAGGCGGCGUCAGUGCGAGGAUGACAGUGUUUGGCCACCCAGUGUGUUUUCUCAACUGUCACCUGCCGGCUCACAUGAGGAAUCUGGAGCAGCGGAUGGAGGAUUUCGAAAGCAUCCUUCAACAGCAGCAGUUUGAAGGAGGGACCGCGACUGGAGUACUCGACCACGAUGUCGUGUUUUGGUUCGGCGACUUGAAUUUCCGCAUUGAGGACUACGACAUCCAUGUGGUGAAAUGCGCCAUCGACAGCAAUAAGCUGCCUCUUCUGUGGGAGCGGGAUCAGCUCAACAUGGCAAAAAACACUGAGCCCAUCCUGGAAGGCUUCCUAGAGGGACCACUCAAAUUCCCACCUACGUAUAAGUUUGAUGUGGGCACUCAUACGUAUGACACCAGCGCUAAGAAGAGGAAACCUGCCUGGACGGAUCGCAUCCUCUGGCGCCUUCGUCGCACUGGUUCCCCGGUCCCUUCCCACAACGCAGCGCUGCAGCGGGGCCUCACCUCCUGGUUGGGUGGAGCGACUAAAGUGACACAACAUGUGUACCGAAGUCACAUGGGCUUCACAAUCAGUGACCACAAACCCGUCUCUGCCCUGUUUUCUCUGCAGUUUCCAUUCAGGGUGGAUAUGCCUCUGGUGGAGCUGCACACCAGCAAGGAGUGGUGUAAAGUCUCUGACGCCACAGUCAGAUUCACUGUGGCGUCAACUUACCAGCGCAGCUCGUGGGACUGGGUCGCAAUAUACAAGGUUGGGUUCAGGCAUCACAAAGACUACCAGGUGUACGUGUGGGCCAAAGGGGAGCACGCAACGCAGGUGACGUUCACAGAGGAGGAUUUGCCAAGAGAUGAUUGUGAAUACAUCCUCGGUUACUACAGUAAUAAUAUGAACAGUAUUGUGGGGUUGUCGUCACCGAUUCAGAUCAAGAUGCCAGUCCACAGCCCCACCGUGUGUCGCUCCGACAGCUCAGACGUCAGCUCGGAGGACGACAGCACGCUGGUCCUGCUGGCCCCGAGCUCCCGCAGCCCGAGCCCCAAAAACGGCAAACACCACCACCACCACCGUCACCGCCGCAGCCGGAGCCCCGCCGUUCCCGCUCUUUCUUCCAACCCCCUCCCCUCCCUGCAGAGCCUCAGCCUUUGUCCCCGUUCCAGGGAAAGCCAGACGCGAAGUCGCUCCCCCUGCUCUGCCGCUAAGAAGGAGCGGCUGAUCUCCCCCGACGCCGUGCCGUCGCCCACCAUCAGCCCGCUCAGCCCCCGCAGCCCCGUGUCUCCGGGUGGCGGGGUGACUGCGCCGGAGGCCCUGAUCGUUGCUAUCUUAGGUGAACACAGACCAGCUCAGGUUAGCCCCACGGGGGUCAAACAGAUCGGGAUGACGGGGGACGCAGACCACGCAAAGAAUUUAAACCUCAAGAGUUAAAGUGAAGAGAACGACAGCCAUGUCCACGCAUUCAGGGUCCGCCGUGGCCUCGCACUGUGCUCAUAGAAGCAGCACAUUUACUGACUCCUAACGUAGUUUGCAAACAUUCCACAUCGUAGCCCUGCAGUUCCCUGUUUCUGACCCAUCUCAUACACUUCUCUGUGUGUGUGUAUCUUGGCGUCAAAAGGCCAGACUCUUGACAACAAGUGCUUUUAUAGACUCACAGGCUAUAUCAAAAGUAAACAAACAUAUUGAAUGUGAAACCAAAGGCAGAGUAAUCCUGUGAUGGAUGUGUAUGACAGCAAUAUGGAUCCGUGCAAACAGUCGCGCAUCAACAAGGACUGUGGACCACACGUAUUGACGAUAUCACAGAUCACAACGCAGGGAAAGAGAGCGUGUUCGUGUGUGUGUGGGUUUGUGUAGGCUUAUGUGCUAAAAUAUUAACGUGUGAAACAAAACAUUUUGGAAGAGAUUUAUGAUUUUAAAUGUUAUUCUAUGGGUCUUGGUCUGUAUUCAUAAAAUGAAUCUAAUUUAUCAGUGUACAGACGGCAUUUUAUCAACUCAGUCUGUCUGAAAAUGACACGUGACAGUGUGAACUUGAACAGUAAUCCUAGACCAAUGCUCUUACUCUCAGCAGCUUUGUGAAUACAGCCCCUGUUCUACAGAGCUCAGCGAGCGGAUGUUUAGACUAAUGUGAUUGUUUUUGCUUCAAGGGAACGGUGUUGUUUAACUGUGUGAGUGUGCUAAUAAAAUGAAAAUGAGUGGGAAAGCAAAUAG